Meleagris gallopavo (turkey) is the source of this 1742-nucleotide messenger RNA. RefSeq names its product S-phase cyclin A associated protein in the ER (gene SCAPER). Lineage: Eukaryota; Metazoa; Chordata; Aves; Galliformes; Phasianidae. The record is from RefSeq and is a predicted model, not a curated record. Gene Ontology annotation, molecular function: nucleic acid binding; zinc ion binding.
UUCGUAUUUCCUAUGCAGUCUAUGGCAGAAGUCCUUGCAAAGAAGGAAGAGUUGGCAGAUCGCCUGGAGAAGGCAAAUGAAGAAGCUAUUGCUAGUGCUAUUGCAGAAGAGGAGCAAUUAACUAGAGAGAUAGAAGCAGAGGAAAACAAUGACAUUAAUAUAGAAACUGACAAUGAUAGCGAUUUCUCUGCAUGUAUGGGCAAUGGAAGCAUAUCUUUUUGCGGUAUAUCUAUGGACUGGAAUGAUGUCUUGGCAGAUUAUGAAGCCCGUGAAUCGUGGCGCCAGAGUAAUUCUUGGGGAGACAGAGUGGAAGAAGAGCCUGCACGCCCGCCUGGCCACGGAAUACACAUGCAUGAGAAACUGUCAUCGCCCUCACGCAAAAGAACAAUAGCAGAAUCCAAGAAGAAACAUGAAGAAAAACAAAUGAAAGCUCAACAGCUGAGAGAAAAGUUACGUGAAGAAAAGGCACUGAAGCUUCAGAAAUUAAUGGAGAGGGAGAAAGAUGUACGGAAAUGGAAAGAAGAACUAUUAGAUCAAAGGCGCAGGAUGAUGGAGGAAAAAUUGCUCCAUGCAGAGUUCAAACGUGAAGUGCAGCUACAAGCAAUUGUGAAAAAAGCACAAGAGGAGGAAGCUAAGGUAAAUGAAAUUGCUUUUAUAAACACCUUAGAAGCUCAGAACAAACGUCAUGAUGUGCUGAAUAAAUUAAAAGAAUAUGAACAGCGCUUAAAUGAAUUACAAGAAGAGCGUCAACGAAGGCAAGAGGAGAAGCAAGCACGUGAUGAAGCUGUUCAGGAGCGUAAAAGAGCUCUGGAAGCAGAACGCCAGGCUCGGGUUGAAGAGCUGCUGUUGAAAAGGAAAGAACAAGAAGCACGGAUUGAGCAGCAGAGGCAAGAGAAAGAGAAAGCACGGGAAGAUGCAGCACGGGAAAGGGCCAGAGAUCGAGAAGAGAGAUUGGCAGCUCUAACUGCAGCUCAACAAGAAGCCAUGGAAGAACUGCAGAAAAAGAUUCAGCUGAAGCACGAUGAAAGUAUUAGAAGGCACAUGGAACAAAUUGAACAAAGAAAAGAGAAAGCAGCUGAAUUGAGUAGUGGAAGACAUGCUAAUACUGAUUACGCACCGAAACUCACACCGUAUGAGCGCAAAAAACAGUGCUCGUUGUGCAAUGUAAUGAUUUCAUCAGAAGUGUACCUUUUUAGCCACAUUAAAGGGAAAAAACACCAACAAGCUGUGAGAGAGAACAGUAGCAUACAAGGACGGGAGCUUUCAGAUGAAGAAGUGGAGCACCUGUCAUUAAAAAAGUACAUUGUGGAUAUUGUGGUUGAGACUUCUGUUCCUGUGGAGCCAUUAAAAGACGGAGAGGAGAAGCAAAAAACUAAAAAGAAAGCCAAAAAGUUAAAAGCACGGAUGAACUCCAGGGCAAAGGAAUAUGAGAGUUUGAUGGGGAAAAAUACCAUCUCUGACUCCCCGUUUAAAGCCAAGUUACAGAGAUUAGCAAAAGACCUUUCAAAGCACCUCCAAAUGCACGAUAGCUGUUCGCUGGGCAACAACAAGGUUUCUGCUCUGGACAGGACUUUAGGAGAGAUCUCUCGCAUUCUGGAAAAAGAGAACACAGCAGACCAGAUAGCAUUUCGGGCUGCAGGAGGACUGACUGCCUUGGAGCACGUUCUUCAAGCAAUGACUGCUCCCACCAAUCUGAACACAGCUUCACGGAUUCCUUUUAAGUAAGUAUGAUUGGCCCUUCC